This is a messenger RNA of Rodentolepis nana, 10077 nucleotides long. NCBI's taxonomy places the organism in Eukaryota, Metazoa, Platyhelminthes, Cestoda, Cyclophyllidea, Hymenolepididae. The record is from the annotation of a GenBank genome assembly.
AUGCUUGUUCGAUUAGUCAGUGCUGUUCUCCAACGUUUCCUGGGUCAUUAUGUGGAAAAUCUUGAUACCGAACGUCUUUCCUAUAGCCUUGGCUACUCUGGUAAUGUUGUACUCACAGAUCUUUGCCUUAAACCGGAUGCUCUUAACAACAUUCUGGGCACUCCUCUUCGCCUUUCCUCUGGUCGUAUAGCUCGAGUCCAAUUAAUUAUUCCCUUAACUCAGCUGAGAUCUCAGCCCUGGAGUAUCAUUGUGGAAGAUGCCGAAAUUAUAAUCAAUCCCUACGAUGCCCGGCAAAACACGGAAUGCGAUUCUUACAGUUCAAAUACUUCUGGAUGCUCUAAAGAACCCGCACAUGAAUCUCGAAAGGCGUAUUUACAACGCCUGGAGUCGCGUUGGUGGCAGCUUGUCCGAGAAGGUGGGCUGGUUGACGCUGUUACUACGUCUCCUAAUGAUUCAUCGUGGUGGUCUUAUGGUGUCUCUCUUGUCUAUGGAAUUGUCAGUAACCUUCAGGUUGAGAUUCGCAAUGUGCACUUUGCUUUUGUGGAUGAUGGAAAUAUAAUUGGAGAGAGCUUAACUUGGGGAAUGCGCCUGUCAAAGAUGACAGUUCAAGCGACUGAUGAAUCUUGGAAUCCAUCAGGCCGUUCCUCUAACCAGCAAAUCGAAUUCAAGUCUAUUGAUGUGGUGGGUCUCUCUGUAUACUAUUAUGACAUACCAGCUCAUGAUUCAUUAUCCGUCCCCCAAGAGCGCUUCCUCAUCCCACCAAGCCAGUUCUCCGUCCAUCUUCUACGUAGAUCCACUCCAGAGCCUCUCACUAGUGAGACGACUCCACGAAUUGAAGUAGAAGCUCAAUUAACAUCUCUCCGCGUCGACUUCUCCCUUGGAGUGCUUGCAUACGCUCAUCAACUAACAGAUUUUCUCAAACAGAAGGCUAUCCCUCCGCAUCGACCCAAAACUAGACCUAAUCAACAACCCGCAGCCUGGUGGAGAUAUGCGGCUGGCGAAGUAGUUCCAGCUUUACGUCGCUAUCACACACAAUGGCCUUCUGACCUUGGCUUGCAGUACCUGGCAGAGGCAGCAACGCAAAAUAAUCAAUAUGUUCGGGCCUAUCAAGCUCACCUUUUGCGAGGUCUCGGACUCCCGGAUGAAGAUGAUUUAGUUAGCAUCGGUGUUGAGCAUCAGGAGAUAGAGAAGUCUAUGUCACUCGAUCGAGUGACUUUGCUUCGUCAAGUUGCUAUGCAACGAGCUGCUAGAUUGUUGAAACAACGUCGACCCACUUUGAAUAAGGAGGUUCAAGAUCAAUCUCCAACUGUUCCUACUCAACCAUCUCAAUCUUGGUGGCCUUCUUUCCUAUCGUCUUCCUCUACUACAGAAUCCACUGAACCAAAGUCACCAGAUGAAGCUGAAGCUCCAAAGCCCUGGCGUCUCUGGUGGUGGUUCUCAGCAGCUCCUGCUGCUGUCACUAAGGGUGAUAUCUCUGAGGCCUCAGAUCUUCAAGCAGAAGCCUCUCCUAGUUCUUCUGAAGCAGCUCUUAUGCUCUUAAAUGAACUUGUGGCGGCUAGAGAUGUUGGCCAGGUUCUCACGCGUGACCGUCUCUUUUGUCGGAUUACUGCUCGAGUGGAUCAAUUCCAACUCUGCUUGAUGGAAGAUGCUAAUCUAAAUGUUUGCAGCCUGCAUGCAGACAACCUACAGUUACGUGUUGAGACCAGACCGCGAGAGGAAUCAUUGCACUUCAAUGCUCGUCUUCACUCUCUUCUGCUCAGGGAUGAUCGCUCUCGGGUGGAUAGUCAGGGCCGUAAUCAAUUACCACUCUUCCCCAACGUUAUAUCACCCUUACCACAAACUGUCUUGGAGUCUUCCUCUCCUACAAAAAGUGAUCUAUUUCGUUUGGAUUAUAUCACAUCGCGGUCUGAUAAUGACCCGAAUUUGAAUUCAAAUCCUCCCGCAAGCUUGAACAUUCGCACAGAUCCUCUUCGAGUUAUCUGCCAACCUGAGCUCUUCCUAUAUGUCAUGCGCUUCCUUUCCUCUGCUUCCAAACCUAAGUCUAGCCAACGUACUCGAGCUGAUUCUAGUGCUUAUAACACGCUCAAAUCCCAAACCAAGGCGAAUCUUCGAGCGGCACUACAUACCGUUGAAAAGGUCGACGAAGAAAGCCCUCUAGCAGUAUCUUCUUAUAUCCCUUCAAAAUCAGUAUCUUCCGAUCCCUCAAGUUCCAAGCACCUUUCUUCAGGAUCAAUUGCUAUGGGUGCAAGACCUAGUGGACUUUGCGUUCAUCUAGAUAUUGCAGCUCCACGAAUUCUUCUACCUGAACGUCUUUGGCCUGCCUCUGGUGAAGAAUCUAACCCAACACCGCAUCUGCUUGGAGUUAUUUGCGAUCUUGGACGCUUUAGGCUAUCGAAUUGGGAACCGACUGAAGAAAAGGAAGGAAAUAUUGUCAAAGUUUCGUCUUUAUCCGAUCAGCAUGCACAACCAAUAAACAAAGAAAAGGAUCCAAUGACUAACAAUGCUUCAGAAGAUAGCGAAGAAUCAGAAGCUUUUGCAACUCCUUGUGGUACGCCUGAUGGUUCCGAUUUAGAACCUUCCCCACUGCAUCAAGGCUCUGCACGUCGCCGCCGCCUUAAGCGAAAUCGUCAGCAUCGCCUCUACGAAACUUACCUUCUAGAACUAGAUGAAUUCCGCAUUCUCGCUGGCAGACUUGAUGAACUCCAGGUAUCUGGACUUUGGCCAGAUCUCCUUCCAUCUCACUCAUCCUUCAAUAUCGAAGACGGUCUUCGCAUAACUCAAAUUGCCUCUCAAGUCAAUCUUGUGGAUCGUUUUAGCCUAGCCAUAUGGAUCACCCGCCGGGUGGUUUCUAUGGCUUCUCUUCGAGCUGCUAAUUCAACACUUCCUUCGCCUCCUCCCACAAUUCCAGCCGAUCUUCCUGGCCUCUUAAUCUGCGUUGAGCAGAGGCAUUGUGUUUUGCGUCUUUCUGACUCUCGUCUCUCUGCUCUUUGUCGUUGUGUUGGAGCAGUUACUUCUAUUGCGUCUUCGACAUCUGAUGAGAUAAGCGAAUCUUCUGAUCAAGCUAUAGAGUCUAUGGAAUCUCCUCCUCGCUCUAGUCUUGUCAUGAAUCAUUCUCUACGUUUUAAAGGACUAGCUACUAAAUCACCUUCAAAACUUCGUCGAACAAUUGUUGUUACCUUCAGCAUGCAGGAGUUAAUCCUUCAGCUUGACGCAAGAGGUCGACCUCUAGCUGAAUUCAGACUGGUAUCAACGGCAGCCAGAUUCAAUAGGUUUACAAAUUCAGAACAUUCAAAGACCACUUAUGAUGUUUGUCUGCAGGUUCAUAGUCUCACUGUAGCAGAUGCUCUUUGUGGACUGGGUGGUGAUUUCGAUCUUCUUGCUGCUUCACAUCGUGACGUUCGAUUGGAUACCCUAUCCGGUAGUUUAAGUGUCACAAGUCCAAGCGGCAGAAACGGUACACCUCCUCUCUAUCAUUCAGUAAGUAGCAGUGGAAAUAAAACAUCAGGCAGAAUUGUUGUUUCCCGUCCCUUCUACGAUCCAAUUGAAGGGGAAUGUGAUGAAGAUGCCUCUACUGCUCUGAUUCGGGUAAAGUAUUUGCAGACAAAGACCGCGAAGAAAUUGAAUCGAAAUAUUGACGUCAAGUUUCGUCAUUUAGAUCUCCUUGGCAAUUUAAACACACUGAUCGAACUGAUCUCCUUUGUUCGCUAUGUUGUGCCUUAUUCUGAAUCUGAAAACAAAUCCUCAGGAACUACGAAAUCCUCAAACAAAACUGUUGACGUUGAAAAUGCAACGAGCAGUGAUGACGAAACUAGUAGUAGUGAAAAUCUUGAAAUGUCAAUCAGUGUCGAGCGACUCAGUCUUGUGCUAAUUCGUGUUAAAAUGCCAAACGCGGAUGAAAAUGCGGAAGAAUGUUUCGGGAACGAACGAUUAAAGACGGCUUCUGCUGAGCGUUUGGCCACAAUCACCCUUCUUGGUGCCAAUUUCCAGUCUCGUGAAAAUUACAAAGAUUUGCGAGUAAGCCUUGCAGGUCUUCAAGUUCUGGAUCUGAUUGACGUUGAAAAGCCUUCAAGUAGUGGUGUUCGACACCGCCACAUAUUUGUUGCGGGUCGUUGCCUUGAUCCCGAAAUCUCCGACGUAGCUCUCACAUGGUCUGGAGCUAAAUCUGUCUUCAGUCUCAUUGCUCAUCGACAGCCUACUGCGGGGUAUCAUGUGGAGUUGGACGUUACUAGCCCAGUCUACGUUCACAAUCCCCGAGCAUUGCACGAGAUCUCCUCGUGGUUAUCCAAUCUCUACCGCUGGAAUGUCGUUGUUGACGCUCUUGCUCGUAAAAUAGCUGACUCUGCGAUGUCAGUGGAGAAUUUGAAACGACAAAAGGAGAAAUCGAAGACCACAUCCAGCCUGACUUCUCUUCACGCAGUUUUUGAACAGCCUGUUGUUGUCUUUCCUGCUGGCCCCACUUCUCCCAAGGUUCUAAUAGGUCGACUUGGUCGAUUGACACUACGAAGUGACAACUCUGAGCUAAAUUCUCCACUCAGCAUGGUCCAAUUAAUUAUUUCUCGAGCCUCGUUGGCUGCAUUUGAUAUUAAAGUUGGAGUUCCACGUGUGAGGGGAACUUCAGAAGUUGUUCAGGCCAUGUUAAUACUUGCUCACUAUCUUCGACUAAUUCCUUCAAUUGAAGAGCACUGUGUUCUUGAAGAUAUUUCUGCUGAUUUAUUGUUGAAGCGUGAAGUUCUCCACAAACACUCCGAAAACGAGACGAAUUCGCAGCCAAUUUCCUGGCCAGAGGAUUUCGAUUCUUCUGAAUUGGUAUUUCCUUUCAACGAAGAGGUUAUUUCAGAAGUGCGAACAAAUUCAGAAAGUGCAUCUGAGUCAUGGUUAACUGUUUCGGUCUGCCUUACCCAGCCACUCCAUGUUCGUUUAUCUAAAAAAGUGUACUGCCAAUUGCUACAGACAUUAGAUAAUUUGGCAUACUCAGGAGAGACUUUAAUAAAAACUACUCAUUCUGAAGAAGUAAGUGAAUCAGAUUGCACGUCGACGGACACUGCAUCUGGCGUUUCUACAUCAUCGCAAUGUUUAGCAAUGCGUUUCCGAAUGCCUCGUCUUGUUGUGGAAACUUUCACGGAAAUGAGUGGCGAACGACGUUCACUUGGACUCACUAGAUUUACUCUUUCCGAAUUCUUUAUUGCUGCUUCCAUGAGAGGCCCUGUUGGGUUGACUCACAUUGAAGCCACGAUAGCAUCACUUCUUCUUGAAAAUCUAUUACCUGAUUAUAAGGAAGAAAAUCGAUAUCUACUUUUUUCUCACUUGCCCAAAAAAUCAGAAGUUGUUACUUGUCGUAGACGCCCAAGAGUUGAUUCCUGUCCAAUUCUUAGCAAAAACGAUUGCCAACCUUCAUUUCUCGACAGUCUCUAUGGUAGACAUUCUAGGAAAUGGAAUCGGCCUAGUCUUAGCUUCAGUGAAAAACAUGGUGGUCGUUCUCGAACAAAUAAAAGCGCACGACAUAGUUCAACUGAAAGUGGUCAAGGGAACCGAGGAUCUGGAGGAAGCGAAAUCGAUUCAAACAGCAUGGAUCAGUUUGUCAAGCUUCGUGUCCUUAUUGUGGAUAAGAAUAAUCCUCUGUUUAAUUCGAAAUACCGAUCGACUAGUCGAUUCGUAGAUGUGGCUUUCUCAUCUCUAACUUGCUACCUCAGUCUACAUCCCUGGGUGUUGCUUCUGGAUUUUCUUGGCCUCGGGUCUCCUAUCACUGCAUGUGAUGACUUCGACAGUACUUCAGUUGCCAGCAGAUCUACUUGUCUUUCAAAUUCUGAUACCAGUGAGCAUCUCUCGAAUGAAGAUUUGUGCCGAGAUAUGGUGACAUUGACAAGUCUCAGUGUCUCCACUUUCUCCCUUCUCCUCGAUACUGUUUCAUCUGAGGCUUCCCCACUUCUUCGGGCCUCUGCCAGCCAACUACGAGUUUGCUUGACCAAUUACCGUCGUUCGAUCGAAGCUGGUGGUGAUUGGAUGCAUCUUGCUGGGAAUUUAGCUGCGAUAUCUGUACAUGAUCUAACAGCAAAAGGGAGUCGUCUAUACUCUCGACGUUUUCUUACAAACUCUGUCGAUGGUAAAAAUGGAGAGGGUGAUUAUCUCAUUUUCGCGCUGACAAAGUACCAACUUCCUGAUGCGGAAGUUAAUCGCAGAUCCGAGGAUGGAAUAUUGGAGCUUCAGUUGGGUCCCGCGUACUACAUUCACACUCAAGAGUUCCUUACAACUGCUAUAGAUACUUUAGAUAGAUUUCAACAAUACCAGGACCUCAUGAAUAGGGUUCGUCAAGGUGCAGCAAUCUCCAUGCGAUUAAGGCUUAAUAUCAAAGCGAAUGCUCCAAUUGUGUUGUUUCCCAUCUCAACUGAAAGCGAGAAUGUCCUUGUGUGUAAUCUCGGAACGGUUACAGCUGUAAAUGACUUCUGUUGGCACACUGAUCUCAUUGCGAAUGAAGGGGCGCCUAAAGAUGAUGAUCCACCUCGUGAACAACCACAAAAGCAAUCAGCUUGCAAGUACUGCACAAGUGGCAUUUGGUGGAGUGAUGAAUACAGCUCAAUUUCCUCAAAAGAUGUAAUGACUCAGGGCUUCUACUAUGGUGAAACUGAAAAUGCGGCUGAAAACAUUGCAAACUCGCCUUGUCUUCUGGAUCGUAUUCAUCUCAGUUUAGAUCACAUUGAAAUAUAUUGUGGUAAACGAUACAACGUAGAGGAUGUCGUGGACGCUACUAGUUCACGAAUGCUUAACUUCGGAACCUUCUGUAUAAUUCCUGAAGCAGCCGCCUUGACAGAACCUUUUGGACUUACAGUAUUGGUUGAAAGAAAUUUGUGUGGGGCAAAAGAUUUACACGCAGUACCUGAUUGGCGUCUCUCAGCUCGUCUUUGUACUGCAGCGCCGAUUUGCAUUGGGCUACGAGAGUACAGGAUUUUGAGAGGUAUUCUUGCUCACAAUAUUGGUGGAUCGUCAAAUAACUCUGUCAGCAGUGUCGUAGGUUGUGAAUUAUCUGGAUGGAAUGCUGCAUCAAAGGCAUGUUGGUUAAUUGCUAUUUCUAUUGAACUGAACCGGGGAGCUAUCUACACUCGCCGGCCCUACCGUACUUUCGCCUUCACUUUUGAUCUUGAAGAUGUUUCCAUUUGCCUCUCAGUUCCAUCGGAUUGGGCUUCACAACGUCAUCUCAAGGAUAAUCUUCCCAAAAUGGCCCCAUUCUGUCGUCUUGAUUUGGCGAAAUCGCGUCUAACUUACGAUAGCUACUCUUGUGGCAAAUAUAUCAUCGAUCUCGCAUGCUCCGUUGCCACUUUUACUGAUACGCGUUUUGAAGGUUUACCAGAGCCUCAGAAUUGUUUCCCGGUUAUACUCUCUGCUCUCUCAAAGCCCCAAAAUAAUAUCGAUGGAUGUUUAUCUGCAUCUUCUCCACAGUUCCGCGUGACUCAAGUUGUAACUCCGGUUGGUACCGCUGAUGCUUCUCGAGGUAAUAUAAUCACCACAUCGACCACUAGUAGUAUGACUUUUAAUCUGCGUUCAAUGAGGCUUAUUCUCGCUCUUGAUUGGUUAGCUGAUUUUUAUCGUUUUCUAACAACUCAACCUAUUCAUCCAUCGUCUUCUACCAUGAAUUUGUCUAAUGAGCCAUCUCAAAAGCGUGAAUCGAAUGUUAAGCCUAAUAAUGAAGCAUGUUCUCAGUUCCGCAUUCCGCAGGCCACUUCAGAUCUUCGCGUGUUUAGCGAUCAGACAGAGUUUGUCCUAAUGGAGAAUCUGUCUCAAGCGGACACUAAUGUUGCUGUGCUUACGGGUGCAAUGUGCUUCUUAUUGCGUUCUGGCGGCUCAUUGAGUCAAGCUUUGAUGCAUCUCUGUCUCCAUGGUGUCGGCUUACAUACACUCCAGGGAUUUAUCGAAAGCUCGCGGGCCGUUAUUGUCGAACCUACAGAUCUCACAGUGGCCUUGUUGCCUUAUCAAGUUAUUAACAAACAUUCAAGUCUUCGCUCUACUUCUGCUGGGCUUCAAGAUCUGGUAACCCCUCGAGCCAGUCUUGAAAUUCAAACGUCAACACUUCGAACUCAUUUUUCGUACACCGAUGGCCUUCUCUUCUUUGAUCUAUUGAAUUCAAUUCACGAACAAGCUGUCUACGCCUUUGGUGGAAAUGAAAAGGAUAAAGCUGUUAACCCUAUCCUUAGCACUGCUUAUGACGCCUCGAUUGCCAGACUUGUAGAAAUGGGAUUUUCAGCGGAGGAUGGUUUGAAGGCUUUGCAAUCGACUGAUGGACAGAUCGAUGCAGCUAUUGUGCUUUUGGCAUCUCCUUCUAAGCCUCCAAAGAUUAAUGAAAUCUCUACCUUCAAUUCACCAAGAUCUCUGCUUGUUCGAUUCUUAAGAGAUUUAGUUGAUCAGUUGACUCCGCAUAUCUCAGAGAUUAGUUUUCAUUCUGGAUUCUCCCUGUGCCUUAUCGAUGAUUGUAUUGACGCUGAUGUUCCUUUGGCUAAGAUCCAAGUUUCAGACAUAUCGUUAAAGUGGAAUCUAACUGGUUGGGCCAUAGGUCGAGUAAUGGGUCGAUUGUCCGCUAACUACUACAAUCGUGAUCUCUCUGCUCUUGAGCCUGCAAUUGAACCUUUCUUGGGGGUUUGCGAUUGGCGACUGCGCUCAGAUGACCCGUCGAAAGGCGACUGUGCCAUCAUUGAAGUUCAUUCUCCGGACACUAUCAAUAUCAACUUGACAGUGGCUCUUGUCCGUCUCACAAAACUAGUUUUGGCAAAGAUGAAAUCAUCUCAACUAACCCGACGUAGACUCCGAACUCCCUUUAUUCCCUUCUGUCUCUGCAAUAAAACUGGUCAAACGCUUCGCUUCAAGAAAGUCGUCUCUGCAGCCCUUACAUUACCUCCAUCGUUCUCUGUGUCUUCACCUAUGAAUAGUAGCAAGGAAUUUGCGGAUUGGACUCUUGUAGAACCGGAAGCUUCUGUUCAACUACCUUUCCAGUCCCCUCUUGCUGCUACUGGUAGAGGUCAAAGUAGAGUCGACGAUCGAGAAGGGACCAGAGUUCCUCUUCUACUCAUUCAAGUUGAGGGUUGGUCUUCAGCUUAUCCAAUUACUUUGGAUAGGCUUGGUGUUUUCUCGCGAACUAUUCGUCUGCAGCAAAAUGCGGAUCCUCAUUUGGCUCCAGCGACUCGCCUUGUGAUCGAGAUCGUUCGUAGAGGUUCCGCUCAGAAUUUAAUAAUUGUCAGAUCAGGCUUAACUGUCACAAAUCGUCUUUCACCACACCUUGCAGUUGAAGUUGGGCUAGCACAUCUUCCAACAUCUCCCACCAUACCUCCCACCUCAGUAAUAGAAAGUGGUCUUCGAGUGGCCUUUGGGAAGACUGAGGCUCUACCCCUCUCUUUGGCUGCACGUCGAGAAAACGGUGAACGCCUCUGUUUCCGUCCCGUAUUGAUUGGUUCAGGUGAUCUCUCACAGUCAUCUGUUCUCUUUGAAUGGUCCCACCAGAUCACCUUUGAUAUCUCAAAGGAGGGAGGGGGAAUGAAAUUUGUCACUUCCUUGGGCGAAGCUAUGGAUUGGCGGCGUCUUUCCAAACCUGGGGAGUUCAAUGAAUGUGCAAUGUCCUGUCGUUGCUUAAAAUCAGAUCGAAAGGUUGGCCUCUAUUCAACUACUUUAAUUUUACCUAGACGCCCACCUAAUUUACUCUCUAAAUUCCAGUUCUCUUCUCCUUGGCAAUUCUGCCUUACUGCUGUUCGUGAUGCUUUCCCUCCCGAUCCUGCUUUUCGUGAAGCGUCUGUGGUCCUACCUGGUCAUCACUUGACUUUGGGCCCAGUUCUGCGUGUUGUCAAUCUGCUGCCCUGUGAGAUGACGUUCUUCCUUGAAGGAACAUCUAUUCGUUCUCGACUGCCACCAAAUAAAGCAACGUCAGUUUUCGAAAUCAGCUGUUCGGAUGUUGUGCGAUUCGGGGUACAUCUUGAGAACUUCCAGUUCUGUGAAACUAUCCGUAUACCACCAGCCACUUUCUCGGAUACAAUUUUAAUAAAUCUUUAUGAUCAAUAUAAACGAGUACUGCAGUUGAAGGUAAUUCAUAUCACUGAUUUAUGA